Postia placenta MAD-698-R-SB12 is the source of this 156-nucleotide messenger RNA. RefSeq lists its product as hypothetical. NCBI's taxonomy places the organism in Eukaryota, Fungi, Basidiomycota, Agaricomycetes, Polyporales, Adustoporiaceae. Bases 1 to 156 code for a protein of 51 amino acids. The record is from RefSeq and is a predicted model, not a curated record. The transcript has 2 exons.
AUGUGCUAUCACCUCGUCACCCACAUAGAGUAUGCGUGUUCGCACCAGGUUCCGGACCAGCGGCACUAUAUCGACUGCAACCAGUGGACGUGUAGGCUGAGCAGGCUCCACAACCCGACCGAGCACGACUGCAUGCAGCAGUGCACUGCGAUGUAG